Molecule: messenger RNA, 2278 nt
Organism: Rattus norvegicus (Norway rat)
Lineage: Eukaryota; Metazoa; Chordata; Mammalia; Rodentia; Muridae
Source: RefSeq, a predicted model, not a curated record
CCUGGCAAGGCAGAGAGAAGGCAGAGUGAGAAAAUAGUAAUUCUGCUCUAAGCAUCCCAGCCUAGUAGCCAUCAGCCUAGACGUGACACUCAGCAUCUCAGUCGCCAACAAACACAGCUGCUGUAUCAAGGCCAGAGAGAGCUCUCCAGAUGCCUGUGACCCCCAGGACCCUGCUGAGCUGCGAGGCACCAGUGCCUCCCUUCCUUUUGGGAGCAGUGUGGACCCCAUCUACCAUCCCAGCUCCUCAGGUUCAGCCAGCCCUGCAGCUUCCCACAGAAGGACGGGAGACCUCCGUCUUGCCCUAGGAAGUCAGGCUUUUUUCUCGGCCCUUGGUGUCCACUGUUAUAUGGCCAUUGCCAGGGAGAGAGCCACUGAAGCAAGGCCCAGACCAGCUGCAAAGCUAACAAGCAUGACUUACUCUGACACAAGAGCCUGUCUGUAGUCAACCGGGAAGCGAGACUCUCUCCAGAGGGGCGUAUCCCCAUUUAGAAGGAGCUUCUCUGACUUAUGAUGUUUUUUGGUUUUGGAGACAAGGUCUCACGUAGCCCAGGUUGGCCUCCAACUCACUAAUUAGUCAUGGUGACAUCGACUGACCUCUACUUUUGUGACCUGAUUACUUGGAAAAUUCUGAGCUGGGAAUAUAGCCCAGUGGUCAUGUGCUCACUUAGGACAUAUGAAGCUAUAGUUUCAACUCAGAGUUCUACAUAAAAGAACAAACAGGAACUUUAAGAGGGGCUAGGGAUUGGGCUGAGAUAUGGCUCAGUGGUUAAGAGCACUGACUGGUUGGGGAUUUAGCUCAGUGGUAGAGCGCUUGCCUAGCAAGCGCAAGGCCCUGGGUUCGGUCCCAGCUCCGAAAAAAAGAAAAAAGAAGAAAAAUAAAUAAAUAAAUAAAUAAAUAAAUAAAUAAAUAAAUAAAAGAAAGACAGGGUUUUUCUAUGUAGCCUGGCUAUCCUGGAACUCACUCUGUAGCCUAGGCUGGCUUCAAACCGUCUCUGCCCCCAAAGUGCUUAGACUAUAGGCAUGUUCCAUCAGCACCCAGCUAAAUAAGAACUUUCUAAAGAAGCAUUGGUGUUACAGCUCCGUGGUAGAGUGUCAACUUAGGAUGCUGUUUCAGUCUCCACUACCAAUAAGUGAAAAAAUAAAUAUUGAAUUGUGUUCUUUAAAAAGAUCAGUUUUGUGCUGUGCAAACUAAAUAGUAUGGUUGGUACCACAGUUAGUGCUGGUGACCUGUUAGCCCCUCACCAGCCUGGAGACUUAUAAUUUAGAAAAUAAAUUUAGAAAAAAGUAAAAGCCGGGGGCUGGAGAGAUGGCUCGGCAGUGAAGAAUGAUGGUUAUUACUGCAGAAGAUCUACCUGGGUUCGAUUAACAGAACUCAGAACCAUCACACCAAGGUAGCAGGGGAUCUGACUCCCUCCUCUGGCCUUCACAGGCACCAGACAUGCACAUGGUACACUGACAUACAUAGGUGUAAGAAAGCAAGACAACCACAUACAUAAAAUGAAAAUAAAAAGUAAAAACCAUCUUUUCCUUUCCGCUCGGCCGUUCUCCUGUACAGGAGGCAGCCAUGGCGCCCAGCCGGAAUGGCAUGAUCCUGAAGCCCCACUUUCACAAGGACUGGCAGCAGCGAGUGGACACGUGGUUCAACCAGCCGGCCCGCAAGAUCCGCAGACGCAAGGCCCGGCAGGCGAAAGCGCGCCGCAUCGCCCCUCGCCCCGCGUCCGGUCCCAUCAGGCCCAUCGUGAGGUGCCCUACAGUUAGAUACCACACCAAGGUCCGGGCUGGCAGGGGCUUCAGCCUGGAGGAGCUCAGGGUGGCUGGUAUCCACAAGAAAAUGGCACGCACCAUCGGCAUCUCCGUGGACCCAAGGAGGCGAAACAAAUCCACGGAGUCACUGCAGGCCAACGUGCAGCGCCUGAAGGAGUACCGCUCCAAGCUCAUACUUUUCCCCAGGAAGCCUUCUGCUCCGAAGAAGGGAGACAGUUCUGCUGAAGAACUUAAAUUGGCCACGCAGCUAACAGGACCUGUGAUGCCCAUCCGGAAUGUGUACAAAAAGGAGAAGGCCAGAGCCAUCACGGAAGAGGAGAAGAACUUUAAGGCUUUCGCCAGCCUUCGCAUGGCCUGAGCCAAUGCCCGGCUCUUCGGCAUCCGAGCAAAGAGGGCGAAAGAAGCCGCAGAGCAAGACGUUGAGAAGAAGAAGUAAUGCGCGGCUGGAGAGUUGUAAUAAAUUUUCCAUAAAGCAAAAAAAAAAAAAAAAAAAAAAAAAAAAAAAAAGUAAAAA